GUACCACUACUACCCUCGUCGAAUCGAACCCAAAGCCUCCUCCUUUUCCCUUUUCUCUCUCUAAAUGUAUACAAGCUCCAACGAACAGUCCUGUUAUUAAACUGAGCGGGGGGGAGAGAGAGAGGAGAAGCUGCAUCAGUCAUAGUCGCGGGUCAAAAGGAGGAGCUUUUGAGGAAUUGGGGUUGGAGAGGGCGAAGAAGGCAGAAUCGCGUUUGAUAAACCGUGCGUGGAAUCUUUGAAUCACACAAAUUUGGUUCCUGAGCCAACCAUUUGCGUGCUUCGUACGGUCUAUCCCUCGCUAAUCUGCUAACAAACUCGCUCCAUCCCUCACUUUUUUGAUAUCUCCACCACAAAUAUAUAAAUAAAUAAAUCAGACUCACACUGAACCGCGCGAUCAAGAUCCACCACCACCGCCUCAGUCGAUCAAACUUGUUUCUUUUGCAUCCCCAAAUAACUAAUCCUUAGUUAUCUUCUCUUUUUAUGGCUUUUGUUUUCUUUCUUUAGAAACAUAACAAAACAGAAGAUUUGAUUUUCUUCUCUAUUACAGUAGUAAUUUUUUUGUUGGUAGUCACUGUUGUUAUUGUUUUUGUGUAAUACUAUCUAGUAUACUUGCUAUUAUAAUACUCGUAUAAUAGUUGGCGAUAAUUAUGGAUGAUGAGGCUAGGGUUUCAGGGAAAGUUGAUCUUCAGCCUGAUGAUGAGAGGCCCUCUUACUGGCUGGAUGCCUGUGAGGAUAUCUGCUGUGAUCUUAUCGGUGAUUUUGUAGAUUUUGAUGCCGCUGAAAUUCAGGAACCUGCUGCCGCUGCCGCCUCCACUCAGGACGGUGGCCUAGAUCCUUGUUUCUUUGGAGGAAUCGAUCGGAUUCUUGACUGCAUCAAGAAUGGGGACGGUUUGACUACUGCUGUUGGUAAUGGAGUCCGUGAUCCUUCCUCCAUUGUACAGGAUUCUUUAUCCAUUGGACAGGCUUCCCUUCAGAAUAAAGAGGAAGCUGGUGGGAAUUGCAAGCCUAAAGUUGAGGCUUCCUCUAUUCAAAAUGCUGCUCAAUCUACUGGCUCACCACCACAGUUACACGAUGGUAGUAAUCAAAACUUUACCAAAAGGAUGCCUGGUAAUAGUAACCCCGCUGGUGAUCACACUACCAACAAUAAUUGGAACAAAUCCUUGGAUGGGACUAAAGCAGAACAUCUUUUUACUCCGCGAGAUGGAGCUCAUAGUCGCGGCCAUAGUGAUCUAAAUUAUCACGACAGUGAAGAAAGAUACGGCAAAAGAGCUCGUCUUACUGAUUACAAGAAUGAGAGAUAUUUUCCUAGUAGAGGGCCAUAUCACCCCAGGGAGAGGCUAAAUAAAAAAAGAAAUCGCGACUGGGAGGAGAUUGAUAGGAGAGAUAGGGAUCAAAUCAGGCGAAGAGAACGCAAUGGCAGUGGUAGAAGGGAUCCUAGGGAGAGGGAGAGGGAGUGGAGAGAUGGAAGGGGUUAUUGGGAGAGAGACCGAUUGGGUUCCAAUGAGAUGGUUUUUCGCUUGGGUGCAUGGGAAGCUGAUCGAAACAGAGAGGAUAAGACUUCCUGUGAAAAAAACCAGGAAUGCAAUGGAAGGACAGAUAAUAAACCCGAAGAGCCCAAGGAGAAACAACCCGAGGAGCAGGCCCGACGCUACCAGUUGGAUGUUCUUGAACAGGCUAAGAAUAAAAAUACAAUAGCUUUUCUUGAAACGGGGGCAGGGAAGACACUCAUUGCUGUUCUCCUCAUCAGAAGUGUUUACAGUGAUUUGCAAAGAGAAAAAAGGAAAAUGCUGGCUGUAUUUUUGGUUCCUAAAGUUCCACUUGUUUAUCAGCAAGCAGAAGUUAUUCGUGAGCAAACUGGUUACCAAGUAGGCCAUUACUGUGGUGAAAUGGGCCAAGAUUUCUGGGACGCUAGGAGGUGGCAGCGUGAGUUUGAAGCAAAGCAGGUCUUGGUGAUGACGGCUCAAAUUCUAUUGAACAUUCUGAGACACAGUAUAAUAAAGAUGGAAGCAAUUAAUCUCCUUAUUCUGGACGAGUGUCAUCAUGCUGUGAAGAAACAUCCAUAUUCUUUAGUGAUGUCUGAGUUCUAUCACACAACACCAAAGGAGAAAAGACCAUCGGUCUUUGGAAUGACCGCUUCUCCUGUUAACUUGAAGGGUGUUUCUAGCCAAGUGGAUUGUGCGAUAAAGAUUCGUAAUCUUGAAAGUAAACUAGAUUCUGUAGUUUGUACAAUAAAAGAUCGUAAGGAGCUGGAAAAACAUGUACCAAUGCCAUCGGAAGUAGUGGUGGAGUAUGACAAAGCAGCCAACUUGUGGUCCCUUCAUGAACAAAUAAAACAAAUGGAACUGGCAGUCGAAGAAGCUGCACAAUCGAAUUCCAGAAGAAGUAAAUGGCAAUUUAUGGGAGCAAGAGAUGCUGGGGCCAAGGAGGAGCUGCGCCAAGUUUAUGGUGUUUCUGAAAGAACAGAAAGUGAUGGUGCUAUUAAUUUAAUUCAGAAACUGAGGGCCAUUAACUAUGCACUCGGUGAACUUGGACAGUGGUGUGCAUAUAAGGUUGCAAAAUCCUUUUUGACAGCUUUACAAAAUGAUGAGAGGGCAAACUACCAGCUUGAUGUCAAGUUUCAAGAAUCCUACUUGAAUAAAGUUGUCUCUCUUUUGCAAUGCCAGUUAUCUGAGGGAGCUGUUUCAGAAAAUAAUUUAAAAAUUGCUGACCUAGAUGAUGGGAGUGACCUUGAUGAGAUAGAGGAAGGAGAACUUCCUGAUAGUCAUGUUGUCUCUGGUGGAGAGCACGUGGACGUAAUUAUAGGAGCUGCUGUAGCUGAUGGAAAAGUGACCCCGAAAGUGCAGUCACUGAUUAAAAUCCUUCUCAAAUAUCAACACACAGAGGAUUUUCGUGCAAUUGUCUUUGUUGAGCGAGUUGUAGCUGCCUUAGUUCUUCCAAAGGUUUUUGCAGAGCUUCCAUCUCUAAGUUUUAUCAAGUGUGCAAGCUUGAUCGGGCAGAACAACAGUCAAGAAAUGCGGACAUGCCAGAUGCAGGACACAAUUGCCAAGUUCCGGGAUGGUCGAGUGACGUUGUUAGUCGCCACUAGUGUUGCCGAGGAAGGACUUGAUAUCCGGCAAUGUAAUGUUGUCAUUCGCUUUGACCUAGCAAAAACUGUUUUGGCAUACAUUCAGUCAAGGGGUCGUGCUAGAAAACCUGGGUCAGAUUAUAUCUUGAUGGUUGAGAGGGGAAAUUUGUCGCAUGGAGCAUUUUUAAGGAAUGCUAGGAAUAGUGAAGAGACCUUGCGGAAAGAAGCAAUUGAGCGAACCGACCUUAGUCAUCUUAAGGGUACUUCAAGGCUAAUUUCGGUGGAUCCAACACCAGGCACGGUGUAUCAAGUGGAAUCAACUGGUGCUAUUGUGAGCUUAAAUUCUGCUGUUGGACUCAUUCAUUUCUAUUGCUCUCAACUUCCCAGUGACAGGUAUUCAAUACUUCGUCCCGAGUUUAUCAUGGAGCGUCAUGAGAAGCCAGGAGGGCCUACUGAAUAUUCUUGCAGGCUUCAACUCCCCUGUAAUGCACCGUUUGAAGAACUGGAGGGACCAGUAUGUAGUUCAAUGCGUCUUGCACAACAGGCUGUUUGUUUGGCUGCUUGCAAGAAGCUUCAUGAGAUGGGAGCAUUUACUGACAUGCUCUUGCCAGACAAGGGAAGUGGGAGUGAAGAAGAAAAACUUGACCAGAAUGAUGAAGGAGAUCCACUCCCUGGAACUUCUAGGCAUAGGGAAUUCUAUCCUGAGGGUGUAGCUAAUGUUCUCCAGGGAGAUUGGAUUUUAUCUGGGAGAGACGGUGGCAACAAGUUCAAAUUCUUUCAUCUUUACAUGUAUGCUGUUAAAUGCAUAAAUGUAGGCUCUUCAAAAGAUCCAUUUUUAACCCAAGUUUCAGAUUUUGCAGUACUUUUCGGCACUGAGCUGGAUGCAGAGGUGUUAUCGAUGUCGAUGGAUCUCUUUAUCGCUAGGACCAUGAUAACAAAGGCAUCUCUUGUCUUCCGGGGUCCAAUAGAUGUAACAGAAUGUCAGUUGGCAUCCCUUAAAAGCUUUCAUGUAAGACUAAUGAGCAUUGUACUGGAUGUGGAUGUUGAACCAUCCACCACUCCUUGGGAUCCUGCAAAGGCAUAUUUGUUUGUUCCUGUGGUUGGCGAUAAGUGUGUAGAUCCUAUAGAAGAAAUUGACUGGGAUCUAGUUGAAAAAAUAAUUGAGACAAGUGCAUGGAGCAAUCCCCUUCAGAGAGCUCGUCCUGAUGUUUACCUCGGUACAAAUGAGCGGACACUAGGCGGAGACCGAAGGGAGUAUGGAUUUGGGAAAUUGCGUCAUGGCAUGGCUUUUGUACAAAAAUUCCAUCCUACCUAUGGCAUUAGAGGAGCUGUAGCACAGUUUGACAUUGUGAAAGCAUCUGGAUUGGUUCCUAGUCGGGAUGCUAUUAAGAUGCCGAAUUAUGUGGGCUUGACCGAAGGCAAAUUGAUGAUGGCUGAUUGUUGCACCAGUGCAGAAGAUCUGGUAGGAAAAAUUGUGACAGCUGCUCACUCUGGGAAGAGGUUCUAUGUUCAUUCUGUAUGCUAUGAUAUGACUGCAGAGAACUCGUUCCCUAGGAAAGAAGGCUACCUUGGUUCUCUUGAGUACAGCUCAUAUGCCGAUUACUACAAGCAAAAGUAUGGCGUUGAGUUGAUCAAUAAGCAGCAGCCUCUAAUAAGGGGGCGUGGUGUUUCUUAUUGCAAGAAUCUUCUGUCCCCUCGAUUUGAACAUUCAGAACCACAUGAAGGUGAUUCUGAAGAGACACUUGACAAAACAUACUAUGUUUUUCUCCCUCCUGAGUUGUGUUUUGUACAUCCACUUCCUGGAUCAUUAGUUCGAGGUGCACAGAGAUUGCCCUCAAUAAUGAGGAGGGUUGAAAGUAUGUUGCUUGCAGUUCAGCUCAAGGAUACUAUUAAUUAUCCCGUCCCUGCUUCAAAGAUCUUGGAAGCGUUGACAGCUGCUUCAUGCCAGGAGACAUUUUGCUAUGAAAGAGCAGAGCUUCUGGGAGAUGCAUAUCUGAAAUGGGUUGUUAGUCGAUUUCUUUUUCUUAAAUAUCCCCAGAAACAUGAAGGCCAGCUCACUCGGAUGAGACAACAGAUGGUGAGUAACAUGGUACUAUAUCAGUAUGCAUUGAACAAAGGACUUCAGUCAUAUAUCCAAGCAGAUCGAUUUGCUCCAUCUAGAUGGGCUGCUCCUGGGGUGCUGCCUGUCUUUGAUGAGGACACCAAGGAAGCAGAAUCGUCCUUAUUUGAUCAGGGAAAAUCACUUACUGAGACUGUAUCUGGAAAGGAUCACCACUGUGACUGGAAUGAAGAUGAUGAAAUUGAAGAUGGUGAGCUUGAGAGUGAUUCAAGUUCAUACCGUGUCCUCUCUAGCAAGACGUUGGCAGAUGUUGUUGAAGCACUGAUUGGAGUUUAUUAUGUUGAAGGGGGGAAGAAUGCUUCAAACCACCUCAUGAAAUGGAUCGGCAUUCAGGUAGAUUUUGAUUCCAAAGAGAUAGAAUCCACAACCAGGCCUAGCAAUGUUCCUGAGAGCAUACUUCGGAGUGUCAACUUUGAUAAUUUAGAAGGUUCCUUGAACAUUAAAUUCAAGGACAGGGGCCUAUUGGUAGAAGCUAUUACUCAUGCUUCACGGCCAUCUUCUGGAGUGUCCUGUUAUCAGCGCUUAGAGUUUGUUGGUGAUGCAGUCUUGGAUCAUCUCAUCACAAGGCAUUUGUUCUUUACGUACACGGACCUGCCCCCAGGCCGCUUGACUGAUUUGCGCGCUGCUGCUGUAAAUAAUGAAAACUUUGCACGGGUUGCAGUUAAUCAUAAGCUCCAUGUGCACCUACGGCAUGGAUCGAGUGCCCUCGAAAAGCAGAUUCGGGACUUUGUUAAGGAAGUUCAAGAUGAAUUAUCAAAACCCGGGUUCAAUUCCUUUGGUUUGGGGGAUUGCAAAGCUCCAAAGGUUCUUGGAGACAUUGUUGAAUCUAUUGCUGGGUCUAUCUUUCUAGACAGCGGACUUGAUACUGCAGUUGUUUGGAAGGUCUUUCAACCUUUGUUGCAUCCAAUGGUCACUCCAGAGACGCUCCCAAUGCAUCCAGUGCGAGAACUGCAAGAACGAUGCCAGCAGCAGGCCGAAGGCUUGGAGUACAAAGCAACUCGAAGUGGCAAUUUGGCUACUGUUGAAGUAUUUAUUGAUGGGGUCCAGAUUGGGGUUGCUCAGAAUCCACAAAAGAAGAUGGCACAGAAAUUAGCUGCCAGGAAUGCCCUUGUUGCUAUGAAAGAGAAGGAAACAGCCAAAGCCAAGGAGAAGGGUGAUGAGGAUGCAAAGAAGAAGAAAAGUGGCAGCCAAACAUUUACCAGACAGACUCUGAAUGAUAUCUGCUUGCGUAGAAAUUGGCCAAUGCCAUUGUAUCGGUGCGUGAAUGAGGGAGGUCCUGCACAUGCAAAAAGGUUUACAUUUGCAGUUCGGGUGAACACUACUGAUAAAGGAUGGACGGAUGAAUGUGUGGGAGAGCCAAUGCCAAGUGUCAAGAAAGCCAAGGACUCUGCGGCAGUUCUCCUCUUGGAACUUCUAAAUAAGUGGUACACGUGAUAUCAUCUCAAAAGGUUUGGUGGUAGCAAUCUUAUUCUUUACAGUUGUAAUAUCAUGCCUGGUGCAACCUAUUCAUGGCUACUAUAUCCCGGAUGUGCUGUUCGUAUAACUUAAUUUUGCAUCCACCGGAGAGCCCAUUCUGAUUAUUAGGAAAGGACUGCUGCAGUUUUAGUAAAUGCUAUACAUGAUAACAGUGGAAAGGAUUGGUGGCAGCCCUAGUUUCUGCAUUGCAAUAUAGCACCUCAUGAUGGGUUAUAAUACACCUGGGCAAGCUGUUCUUUUAAUUUUUUGUCUCCUGUAUAUUUAAGCAGCUGAAGUAUAAUUGCAAGCUUUGCUCCAGAUGCCCACAAUUCUCGUAUUGGUAAGAUUUAAUUAUUCAAGCACUUUCAUAGUCAA
Cornus florida is the source of this 7013-nucleotide messenger RNA. Its product is annotated as endoribonuclease Dicer homolog 1. Lineage: Eukaryota; Viridiplantae; Streptophyta; Magnoliopsida; Cornales; Cornaceae. Bases 648 to 6617 code for a protein of 1989 amino acids. Gene Ontology annotation, molecular function: protein binding; RNA binding; ribonuclease III activity. The record is from RefSeq and is a predicted model, not a curated record. The transcript has 20 exons. Gene Ontology annotation, cellular component: cytoplasm; nucleus. Gene Ontology annotation, biological process: siRNA processing.